AUGGACUCAAGAACCUGCGACGAGUUGCCUCAGCUCAUCAAGCGAGCACUCAGAUCUCCCACACAUCAAGUUGACCCGGAACGGAUUGAGCUUGUCCAACCGCCUCUUUCCUUUCUUCCACCACGAUCCCCUCUCCAUCCAUGGCUUGGACCUUCCCUAGCUCUUCGGCAUCUCCGAUUGUGUCGAGGCAUGCUGCCACGCCCGACGGCCGAAGGUUUCAUUGGGGGUGUAUAUACUAGUCUUUGCUCAUGGAGCGAGCCUGCCGAAGCACAUGAAAUGCUGCCCAAGCACAUAACAACGAGUGGACCGAAUGGAAUCAUCACGGCAUGCUCCAAUGAUCGAAUUAUGUUUAGGCGGAGCCGCGGAAGUGGGACUUUUAUUAUUUUACUCUGCCUUCAGGCAAGGGACGCUGGUUUGUAUCUUCGAUGCAAGUAG
Messenger RNA from Laccaria bicolor S238N-H82, 435 nucleotides. RefSeq lists its product as uncharacterized. NCBI's taxonomy places the organism in Eukaryota, Fungi, Basidiomycota, Agaricomycetes, Agaricales, Hydnangiaceae. Bases 1 to 435 code for a protein of 144 amino acids. The record is from RefSeq and is a predicted model, not a curated record. The transcript has 7 exons.